Molecule: messenger RNA, 2220 nt
Organism: Chara braunii
Lineage: Eukaryota; Viridiplantae; Streptophyta; Charophyceae; Charales; Characeae
Source: the annotation of a GenBank genome assembly
UCGAUCGCACUGCUCCCGGACAUGAACGCGUCUGAUCUUUUUAACGACAUGCGGGUACAACCCAUGGCCAACAGCGCAGUAUACUUAGGGAUUGUAAUGUCGGAUGCACUAUUGAAUGGCACUCAGAUAGAGGCCAUCAUGCAAAAAGUCGUUAACCGUAUGGCGUAUUGCGCCAAACGACUUCAGGCGGGGGAUGAUGAGUUCGAGGAAGGAGAAAUCAAGGAGGCCUUUUGUGCAGAAGAGCACGAUGGAAUUUACCUAGAGUUGGGGCUGCUCCUAUCCUGCGAGAUGAGGGAUAGGAACGCAAGCGCCAAAGCGCAGAAGGUGAGGCACCUCUACGUAGUAAGGGACGACCACUUAUUCAUAAAGCGGCAGGUCGGGAACCCCAAAAGGAUUGUAUGUGGGAGGAACCGGCAGAUUGAUAUCAUAGCAUCUCUACACGAUGGUAUAGCAGGUGGACACAGAGGGAUAGGUGCCACAUGUGCCAAGAUAAGCGAGUUGUACCAUUGGGAUGGAAUGCUGGCUAUGGUUAUCAAGUACUGCCAGUCUUGCGUACCUUGCCAGGAGAGGUCAACGCAAAGGCCAGGGGAACCCCUACACCCAAGGUUGGAGAAGGAAGUAGAUGCAGUCGUACAUCUGGACCUGCUGUUCAUGCCAGUCGGAGAGAAUGGGUGUAAUUACAUCUUCAAUGCGCGGGAUAACCUUACUGGGUUUGUGGACGGUCGAGCCAUUCGCACGAAGACCGGCCCAGUUUUGGGGAGCUGCAUCGAAGAGCACUACUUGCGUUACCCUUUCGUCAAAGAAUUCGUGAUGGACCGAGGGUCAGAGUUCACCUGCAAUGAGGUGCGAACCUUACUCGCAGGGUAUGGCGUGGUGGCUAACUAUACUACGGCCGCGCAUCCCCAAGCGAACGCACCUGUGGAGAGGGGACACAGUACCAUCACGAACCUCUUGGCUAAAUGGACGGAGGGCAAGCCUGGCCAGUGGCCGAAGUUCCUGCGGGCGGUUUUCUUCGUAGAAAAUGUCAUAGUAAAGAGGACUACCAAGUACGCGCCAGCCAUACUAUGGGGAGCUGCAGGGCGAAGAGGUUAUUACCGUCAGAGACGAUACCCCUCCUCCUAUCCCGAUUCCGGAGCAGACGCGGCAUAUUGGCCUGAGGGGAUUCCUGAGCCGGACAGCGAGGAGAUGCCGGUACCUUCAUCGGGGACCGCUACGCCGCCUCCAAAGCAGGCUGAGCCAGAGGAGCGAGAGGGGAGCGAGGAGGUGAGGGCUCAUAUGAUUGUGACACUGCAGCCAGCCGGGCAUGUAGCUGAGCCCAUGGAUACUGAGGCGCCGACUUUGGAGGAGCCACCACCAGAGUUACCAUCGGCGGAGGAGGGGGUGAGUGCAGGAGCUCCAGUACGAGGGGCCCACAAGGCACAAGCGGAGAGGCCACUAAGGGAGGCGGCUGAAGAGAAGCUCGCAAGAGUGCAGGUGCGCCUCGAGGAGAUAUACCUGGAAAAGGUCAGGAUGGAGGCUGCAGGGGAGGCACCAGCACCACGAGUCGAUCCGGGGACCAAUAAGAGGGCACGGCAGUCGGCGACCACGUCCUUCCAGCGAUACACCAUGCUUAGUGAUGAGUUGGCGGCCUCGAGGUCGGAGGUGGAACAAUUGUCUACUCAGCUGGUGGAAGAGAGGGCAGAGAACCAAGCCUGGAGGUCCCGCAUGGAGGCCAAGGAGGCGGAAUGGGAGAAGAGGCUUCAGGACAUGGCGACGAUUGUGGAAGGGCUCUCGGCCACUAAGGUGGUCGAUUGGACAAAGCAGAGCCGGUAUGGUAUCCAGGGCAAGGAAGUACAAGGGCUCUUCGCCCAGGGAGGGACGGCAGAGCCAUCUCAGCGAGAGGGAAUGAAGAAGGUAUUUCUGGACCCAGCGGAGGUAGAGGCAAGGCGGAAGGCCAAUGAGGGGAGUUUCAGCUUCAGGGCCCCCACCGAGCUAGCCUCGCAGCAGGCGACCCCUAUGGCGGGUGAGACCCCUACGGAGGAGCCAGCACAGAGAUCUCAGCCCCCAUUGACAGAGGGGGGCCCUACAGAGGAGUCCCCUACAAUUAUAUUGGAAGUGCAGGAAGGUACCCUUACGGGGGCAGCAGCGUCCACCGAGCCUGAGGGGAGGAGGCAUCUCGUUUGGAUGAACUAGUGGCAGCCAUGGAGCUAGACAUGCCGUCAGAGGGGCCUCAGAGACACG